Scleropages formosus (Asian bonytongue) is the source of this 2424-nucleotide messenger RNA. RefSeq names its product protein transport protein Sec61 subunit alpha-like 1. The coding region runs from base 128 to 1558 and encodes 476 amino acids. NCBI's taxonomy places the organism in Eukaryota, Metazoa, Chordata, Actinopteri, Osteoglossiformes, Osteoglossidae. The transcript is spliced from 12 exons. Gene Ontology annotation, cellular component: membrane. The record is from RefSeq and is a predicted model, not a curated record. Gene Ontology annotation, biological process: protein transport.
ACGUGUCUCUCCGUAGCGCUGAUCCGUCUUUCUGAGGUGCGCGGCGGGUUGGUGCCACACGGACAGGACCGAUCCACCUCGCAGGGACUGUUAAUCGCUCCGGGACCCGGACACACGGCACGGCAACAUGGGCAUCAAAUUUCUGGAAGUCAUAAAGCCCUUCUGCGCGGUCCUGCCCGAGAUCCAGAAGCCAGAAAGAAAGAUUCAGUUCCGGGAGAAGGUAUUAUGGACCGCCAUCACCCUGUUCAUUUUCCUCGUGUGUUGUCAGAUCCCUCUGUUUGGUAUCAUGUCAUCUGAUUCUGCAGAUCCCUUCUACUGGAUGCGAGUCAUCUUGGCAUCUAACAGAGGUACCUUGAUGGAGCUGGGUAUCUCCCCCAUUGUCACCUCCGGACUCAUCAUGCAGCUGCUGGCUGGAGCCAAGAUCAUUGAAGUGGGGGACACUCCCAAGGAUAGGGCACUCUUCAAUGGGGCACAGAAAUUGUUUGGUAUGAUCAUCACCAUUGGCCAGGCCAUCGUGUACGUCAUGACUGGAAUGUAUGGAGACCCUUCUGAAAUGGGGGCUGGGAUCUGCUUGCUCAUUAUCAUUCAGCUGUUUGUAGCAGGACUGAUUGUUCUGUUGCUGGACGAACUGCUCCAGAAGGGUUAUGGCCUUGGCUCUGGAAUUUCACUCUUCAUUGCCACCAACAUCUGCGAGACCAUUGUCUGGAAGGCAUUCAGUCCUACCACUGUCAACACUGGAAGAGGAACCGAGUUUGAGGGAGCCAUUAUUGCUCUCUUCCACUUGUUGGCCACCCGCACAGACAAAGUGCGGGCAUUGAGAGAAGCCUUUUACCGACAGAACUUGCCCAACCUUAUGAAUCUCAUUGCCACAGUCUUUGUCUUUGCUGUUGUAAUAUACUUUCAGGGCUUUAGAGUGGACCUGCCCAUCAAGUCGGCCCGCUACCGUGGCCAGUACAACACCUAUCCCAUCAAGCUCUUCUACACUUCCAACAUUCCUAUCAUCCUGCAGUCAGCUCUUGUGUCCAAUCUGUAUGUCAUCUCACAGAUGCUCUCAACACGAUUCAGUGGGAAUUUCCUCGUUAAUUUGCUGGGAACCUGGUCUGAUACUUCUGCUGGUGGACCAGCUCGUGCCUACCCAGUUGGUGGUCUGUGUUACUACCUCUCUCCUCCGGAGUCAUUCGGUUCAGUCUUGGAUGACCCGGUCCACGCGGUCAUCUACAUCGUCUUCAUGCUUGGCUCCUGUGCCUUCUUCUCCAAGACCUGGAUUGAGGUGUCCGGGUCAUCUGCAAAAGAUGUGGCUAAGCAACUGAAGGAGCAGCAGAUGGUUAUGCGGGGACACAGAGAAACCUCGAUGGUGCAUGAGCUCAACAGGUACAUCCCCACGGCCGCUGCUUUUGGUGGGCUCUGCAUCGGUGGUUUGUCUGUAAUGGCUGACUUCCUAGGCGCCAUUGGCUCCGGCACAGGAAUCCUGCUGGCCGUGACAAUCAUCUAUCAGUACUUUGAGAUCUUUGUAAAGGAGCAGAGUGAAGUGGGCAGCAUGGGAGCUCUGCUCUUCUAAACUGACGCGCAACAGACAGACACUGCCAUCCUUGUAUUAUUUUUAAAUUUCUUUUUAAGGCUUUAUUGUAUGUGCAGGGUCAGUGUUGUUCUGACUAUUUGGAAGCCUGCAUGCAGAGUUCUCACAUUUGAACUGGAUUUCACUGGGGCUGGAUAUGUCUGCUGGAUAGGAAAAUCCCUCCUUUUCUUGUUUAGUAGCUCAACCAACUUUAUCGAUCACAAAGUUGACCUGGUACACCAGGCCAAUCUCCCCGUGAUCAGAGAAAAUGGCUAAAAGCACAGCUGUUGUUUUGUCACUCUGUCUUCCCACUGACUUUGGGUUUCACCUGGAUAGUAUCCUCGGGUGACGACACAUGGAUUCUUUGAAACAUUGCUAAUCUAUUCACAUCAAUACUGAAUCAAGCAUCCAUUCAUCCAUAGUUUCGUGUUUCUGGCAGUUGGUUCUUUUUCUCUGCAUAUGUCCAGUUGAUGGGGACUUCUCCCAGGUGUGCUUUCUGUGAACUCCGAGAAUCCCAGAUAUGCUGAUUUCUGAACAUUUCAGGCAUAGGCAGAAUUGGGGUCGGCACAGAUUUGAAGCUUUUUCACUUGGAAUGUGAACAACUAGUCAGGAUUGUGUCCUUCUCUAUGAACUAUAUGCCCAUGACUCAGUGAGUCUAACUUUUUAAAUCUGUUUUUCAAAGGUACAGUCAACAUUUUGUGGACCAGGUAAAGGGGAGUGUUUGUCUGUGUGUGUCAGGGCUACAUUUAACGCCAUCCGGAAUGGGUUGUGUGCAUGUUGCACACUGGAACUGAGGAGGAUCUGAGUAGAUGGUUAUGUUCUGCUUUCUGUAUUAAAUAUGACUGUAUUAAAGUCUUUUUUGAAUAUUG